UGCACAUUCAGUACAUGCCGUGUUUUUGGAAGCUGGCUAGGGAGGUCUGAUCCCCACUUCCCGUUUGCCAGCGGAAAUACUUCGCUUUACAGCACAAAAUAACAAAGAUUUGCUCAUAGGCAAAGAAAACGUGUGGAAAAAUACGAGCGCAGAGCGAAGCAGUGACCCUCCCUGAUGGCAACGCUCAGCAGUAAAAGCAACCAAGAGCUCAGUCAGCUGCUGGACGAAUACGGGAUCAAACAUGGGCCCGUGGUUGGGUCUACCAGAUCCCUUUAUGAGAAAAAGCUGAGAGACGCGAUGGCCAAGGAGAGAAAAGCCAAACCUUCCUAUUAUCGCGAAGAAGAGGAGGUCACCUACAUUAACCACCGUAGACCUUUUGGACACGGGAGUUAUAGAGACAGUCCUGUUUUUAGGUCUGAAUACAGAGACCUGGACACCACUGAUGAGCCCAUUGUUAUUAGGACACAAACUCAACAGUAUAGCAGUACUCCACAGGCAUGGCAUGCCGCGCCCGUGUACGAGACCCAACGGAAGCCUGCUCCAAAGCCAACCUCGGCACGCUUUGUGCCAGUCUGGCUGCAGAUUCUGCUGUUCCUGAUUGUGGCUGGCUUCCUGGUUUUUAUCUUCAUAAACAUGGAGUCAGAAGACACAGAUCCUUUCAAAAAACUGGCAUAGCACUGUUUACCUCCGCCAGUUAAACUCACACCAGAGUUUAUUUUUCAUAUAAUGCUGUCCACACGGCUCAUCUCCUGUUCAGUCCUGUCGAGUUUGAAUCUGUGUUGAAGCGGAGUGCAGUUCUGUAACUGCCGUGUUGAUUCGAGGCAUCUCACACACACACACAAGCACUCACUUAGUUUUAUAUUAACUAGUUUUUGUAGAUUUGUUUGAGAUGUGGUUGUUCUUUUAAAAGUUCAGUGUUCCGGAACAGAUGUACAGGAAGCACCUGCUGAGGGAGUUGGUGAGAGAGCAUGAGUUUAAACCCCAGGCGCUUAUAUCAGUGGGAGAAAAAGAGAACCAUUUUAAAAGCAGAUUUAAGCAUUGCUUAGGUCAGGUUUGCACAGAGCUUCAGUCUGAAAACUCAGAACUUGUGUGCCUGUUAUGAUGAGGAACAUCUCAGACAAUAAGGUGCUCCGUUCGUCUGUGUGUGAAGUAUGUUAAGUACUUCUGCUUUGGGUUGGCCUCAUGUCUGUCUGAAUGUCUGGUGCUACGCUAAGCCUUUAAUCUUAGGACAUGAGAUCCAAGUCUUGUGUCCUUAGUACUUAAAAGUUAAACUGGAUAAAGUGGCCCAAUUACAUGACUGGGGGAAAAACACAUUAUCUAAAGAAACACUUUUGUAAGUCUUGACUAUCUGUAAUAAAUAUUUCCUAUAAAAA
Molecule: messenger RNA, 1373 nt
Organism: Electrophorus electricus (electric eel)
Lineage: Eukaryota; Metazoa; Chordata; Actinopteri; Gymnotiformes; Gymnotidae
Product: emerin
Cellular component (GO): nuclear envelope
Source: RefSeq, a predicted model, not a curated record